This is a messenger RNA of Cryptomeria japonica (Japanese cedar), 1737 nucleotides long. Its product is annotated as probable pectinesterase 68. Gene Ontology annotation, molecular function: pectinesterase activity. Lineage: Eukaryota; Viridiplantae; Streptophyta; Pinopsida; Cupressales; Cupressaceae. The transcript has 5 exons. The record is from RefSeq and is a predicted model, not a curated record. Bases 419 to 1474 code for a protein of 351 amino acids. Gene Ontology annotation, biological process: cell wall modification.
GGGCAAGCAGACCGUUGGUGGGCAUGUGGUGCAGAUGACUUUUCAUGCACUUUGUAGCUGUGGACCCCUAAUUAAAUGUCAUGGGUGUUCACCAUUAUCAUUGUUAAGAGAUUAUUGAGUCUAGAAAGAAUCCUUCCAAAUAAAAGGACCAUCUGUAAAGUCCUACUCAGUCCCCACAGAAUCAACUUUCCUUUCUGAGAGACGUUGCAUAUGUUCUUCAUUGGAUUCUAUGCACUAUCAGUAGCAUUAGGAUUAGACCAGUAGGUUGGACUCAGGGCCACUGAAAUAAACUUAUAUAGAAGCAUUGAGACUUUCAAUCAGUCAUUGCAGAGAGCCCCACAAAUAUUCAAAGUCUAGAGUUCUUUUUGUUCUUGGAAUAGACUCUUAGAGAGUUUGUUUUUGGGGGAGUGUGGAUUAAAUGGAUGUGUCAAUGGUGGGUUGGAGAAUGUGGGUUUUGCUCAACUUCACAGUUGGGCUACUCUUAGUUGGGUUUUGUGAAGGGUAUGUGAAUUCAAGCAGGCAGUUAAGUAGGCCCAGACACCCAUGGCAGGGUCCCAUUGGUACUCGUCAUAUUGUUGUAGACCAGACUGGGGUUGGGGACUUCCUCACUGUCCAAGCAGCCGCGGACUCUGUCAAAGAUGGCAAUAGAGAAAGAAUUAUCAUACAUAUCCAUCCUGGCUACUAUGUGGAGAAGGUGGUAGUUCCUGCAACUAAGCCCUACAUUACUUUUCAAGGGGCUGGAAAAGAAUUCACAGUGAUUGAAUGGCACAACAGAGCCUGUGACCUUGACCCAAAUGGGCAGCAGCUGCGUACAUAUCAUAGCGCUUCUGUCACUGUUAUGGCCAAUUAUUUUACUGCUAAGAACAUUAGCUUCAAGAAUACUGCCCCUGCACCAUUGCCUGGGAUGGAAGGAUGGCAAGCAGUGGCAUUCAGAAUAUCCGGAGACAAGGCCUACUUUUUGGGCUGUGGGUUCUAUGGUGCACAAGACACACUGUGCGAUGACGCAGGCCGCCAUUACUUCAAGGAGUGCUACAUUGAAGGAUCCAUAGACUUCAUUUUUGGCAAUGGCAGAUCCAUGUACGAGCAUUGCGAGCUGCAUUCAAUUGCCCAAGAAUUUGGAUCAGUGGCUGCUCAAGACAGGGAAAUACCCAACGAGAAAACUGGGUUUGCAUUUGUGCAUUGCAGAGUGACAGGGACUGGACCUCUCUACAUUGGACGCGCCAUGGGCCAGUACUCACGUAUUGUCUAUGCUUUCACUUACUUCGAUGACAUUGUUGCUCGUGUUGCCUGGGAUGACUGGGAUCAUCAGACAGCGAAGGACCGCACUGUGUUUUUUGGGGUGUACAAAUGCUACGGCCCUGGCGCUUCUGCUGCUCGUGGGGUUUCGUGGGCUCACGAGCUCACACCAGAACAAGCCAGGCCUUUUCUCGUUAAGAGUUUUGUCAAUGGAAGGCAUUGGAUUCAUGACACAUAGGCAUGAUGGAUUUGGGCCUUAAGGAUCUUCUCCAGAUGAUUUAUUUUAUCUAGGUUGUCUCUAUCAUGGUGAAUAUAUUGUCUAUAAUAAUGUAUGAUGCAUUGCCCCGAGUCAAAAGUAGCAAUUGUACUGUCUAGUGUAGUCCAUAUUCUUUGCUGUGGAGAGCUUGAAAAUGAGGAGUUCUGUACAGUGGAUCGAAAUUCUUUGCUGUGAUGUACUGUAACCAUUUAUUUAUUUGAAAUAAAAUAAUAUCGCUUUAUCCA